UCUAGUCUUCUAUAUAUAUUCUCUCCUUUUCAUUCUAAAUCUCUUAAAGUUAGAAUCACAAAAAAAAAUAAAAAUAAAAUACAAAAGUUAGAAAAAUGUUGAGUCACUUCAUCUGUGGAAAUUUUCAUGAUCAAGAAGAUAAUGAAGAAGAGUACUAUCCAUGGAGCAAUACUUCGUCACCAAACAGAUCACCUUCACCAACAGCAACACCAAAGAGAUCAUCCUCAUCAUCACCGAAAAGAAGUAAGAUGAGUAGUUUCUGUAAUAGGAGGCAGAAAAACAAGAACCCGUAUUCAUCUCGGGGGAUAGAUAAAUUUACUUCGCUUUUAGCUGAUCUUGAAGAUGAAAGAAUAAAGAUUUUGGAUCGAAUCGCUACUACAACUACACAAGAUAUCCCUUUAAUACGUUUCGCGUAUUCAAAUUCGAAACGUAAUUUGGUUCCAAUUGUUACCAGGUUACAAAAUCAACAGCAGAAGAAACAACCCAAGUUACAUAUCGAUGGUAAUGACAAAAUUGUUGAGAUGACAGAACCAUUAAUUAGCAGAAAACUGGAAGUCGGAUUAUCUGUCCCGAAGAGGGAAAUGCAAAGAAUGGCAUCACCAUUAUCGUCACCAGAGGCAGUGAAGAAGAUACAGAAGAAAAGUUUGCUAGACAAAAGUAAAAGUCAUAUAUGCAAGUACUACUUCGGAAUUGUCAUAGUGUUGAUUCUAUUAUGCUUGGCGAUUUACGGGAGAUCGUUUGCAAUAAUCUGUAUGUCAGUUUGUUGGUAUGUGAUGCCUAUUGUUCACAAAAACUUGAAUUCAAGAACAAUGAAGAAGAAGAAUAAUUACACCGAUGAGGAGAAGAAAAUGGGUAUUGAUGGAUUUCCUUAUUCAUUCAAGACUAAGAACAUGUUGAGAAGUGCAACUAUGGAUAUAAUUAAUCUUCAAUGUUCUUAACUUGAUCAAAUUCAAGAUCACCAAUUUUAUUCUACUUUUCUUGUUAUUUUUUUUCUUUUCCUGUUUGGGUUACAGCAGGUUUGAAUUUUCUAAGUUUUGACAUGUUCAUUGUUCAUGAAUGUAAAUAGAAGUCAAAUGUACAUUAAGAAGGAAAAUGUUCUUAUUACCACUUGAAUGAAAUGCAGUGCUUCCAGCCA
Messenger RNA from Papaver somniferum (opium poppy), 1135 nucleotides. RefSeq lists its product as uncharacterized. Lineage: Eukaryota; Viridiplantae; Streptophyta; Magnoliopsida; Ranunculales; Papaveraceae. The coding region runs from base 96 to 938 and encodes 280 amino acids. The transcript has a single exon. The record is from RefSeq and is a predicted model, not a curated record.